AUGGGGGAAUCCUCUUCCAAGUUGCUCGAGCAGGAGGCAGCCAGCUAUGUGGCGAAUCCUGUUGCUCCCUUUUAUGGGAGUGUUGACGAGUUGAUUGAUGAGAUGAAACAGAUUGUGGUCAAAGAAGACCUGUCCUUGAUGAGCAGUAUUUCAACCGAGAGUGUGGAGAAGGCCUUAAAUGCCAUGAAGGAGCGGCAUGAGACAUAUCAGAUGUUGAUGCCUCUCUGCGAAAGGACCUUGAGGGCCCGUGAGCGAGCUGAGCAGUCCCUGAAAAAAGAGAUGGCAGAACUGGUGAAGAUCAAGAUGUCGAUGGAUGGUCUGUUUAUCGAACUCCGACUGCCCAUCAUGACCAAGGUGGAUACUCUGCGUGAACUUUUCACGUCACACUACUCAGAGCAUAUCAAGUCUGAUUCCUUGCGGCGCUUGCAGAUGCACUGCCGUGAGUUGAACAGAGAUUUGAGCAGCAAGCCCCUGGCAAGCCUAUGGUCCAUGGGCCUUCGUCCUCGUGGCCCCAUUCACAUCGACUUGCAGUACCCAGCGGAUGAUGGCAACACAGGGACAAGUGAGGAAGGAACCUUGGCUGACAAAUAG
Molecule: messenger RNA, 591 nt
Organism: Symbiodinium necroappetens
Lineage: Eukaryota; Dinophyceae; Suessiales; Symbiodiniaceae
Source: the annotation of a GenBank genome assembly